This is a messenger RNA of Penicillium longicatenatum, 1053 nucleotides long. RefSeq names its product zinc-binding alcohol dehydrogenase family protein. The record is from RefSeq and is a predicted model, not a curated record. Lineage: Eukaryota; Fungi; Ascomycota; Eurotiomycetes; Eurotiales; Aspergillaceae. Bases 1 to 1053 code for a protein of 350 amino acids. Gene Ontology annotation, molecular function: zinc ion binding; oxidoreductase activity. The transcript has 4 exons.
AUGAAGGCUGUUGUUGUUGAGAAAUAUGGGCCAAUCGAAAAUCUACAAGCUCGAAACGUUCCCGAUCUAGGGGAACCGGAGGGCCGCGAUUUGUUGAUACGGGUAGAGGCAUGCUCUGUAAAUCCCAUCGAUAUGAAAGUACGGGGGGGUGUUUAUGAUGACUAUCCCGACUAUUACGAUCACGUUCCCCGCCCUUAUCAGAUCUGCGGCUAUGAUGGCGCGGGAAUCGUGCAGAAAACAGGCCCGGACUGCUCGCUCUUCCAGGAGGGAGACGAAGUCUUCUAUUCCGGUAGCCCAGUCAGACACGGGUCCAACGCCGAAUUCCAGUUCGUGGACGAGCGGUCGGUGGGACACAAACCAAAAAGCUUGGAUAUGGCGGAGGCUGCUGCCAUGCCACUUACAUAUGUCACCGCGUAUCAGGCCCUCGUUGAACAAAUGAAGAUUGAACCCAAGGAGAAGGCGGCAGUGCUUAUUAUCAACGGCGCAGGUGGCGUUGGGGCCGUGGCUAGUCAAAUCGCCCGUCAGCUCCUUGAAUUGCCAGUGGUGAUCACGACCGCGUCCCGUCCGGAGAGUAUUGACUUCACUAAACAGAUGGGAGCAACGCACGUUAUCAAUCACAGAGAGAGUCUGCCAGAGCAAAUCCGGAAGCUCAAUCUCGAUGUUCCUGUAAAGUAUAUAUUUAUCACGCAUUCCACCGACCAGUAUAUGGAUGCGUGCGCCAAGAUUUGUGCCCCAUUCGGCAAAGUCUGCUCGAUCGUACAAGGCCAGGCCAAGAUGUAUGGCACCGAGUUCAUGGCAAAGUCGUUGUCCUUCAUCUGGUGCCUGAUUGGUACCAAACCUGUCUAUGGGACAGAUGUGGAGUCUCACCAUCGAGUCCUGGAAGAGUUGAGCCGACUGUUGGAUUCUGGCACAAUUCGUUGUCAUCUGACGCAACGGCUUGGGUUGACACUAGAUGGUCUCCGUGAAGCCCACCGAUCUUUAGAGAGUGGGGGCAACGUCGGAAAGACCGCCCUGACCAUUGGGGAUAUCCGUAGCGGCGAGUCUUUCGUGUAA